Molecule: messenger RNA, 1219 nt
Organism: Propithecus coquereli (Coquerel's sifaka)
Lineage: Eukaryota; Metazoa; Chordata; Mammalia; Primates; Indriidae
Exons: 8
Coding region: 286-1101 (271 amino acids)
Source: RefSeq, a predicted model, not a curated record
UCUGGGGUGGUCUCGACGAAGGUUCGGCACCUUCAACUCCCACCUGAUAUCUGCAUAUCAUCAGGGUAUACCGCUUUUCCCCCAGUUCUCCCAAGAGCGCCGCUCCCUUCCCUAGUCGCAGAGUCGCAAUUUUGGUCUGAUACUGCAUCCCAUACUCCUAGUAUUGCGUCCCCAUUUCCCUCUUUCGAUCUAACGUUGUGGCCUUUCCUGGGCUGUACCUCGGGUAUCCCCUGCUGGGAGAGCAAGGACCCAAGACACCAGGGACCCGGAUCCCUGCCACAGGAUAUGAGUAGGAGGGUGAGCUGGUCUGAGCAGCUUGAUGCGCUUCUCAAUGCAACUGAUGGAAAUGUGGCUCGGAUUAAGCAGCGACUGUAUCCUCUUGGGGUCUCCACGGCAACAGGGGAGCUGCCUGGGACCUGGAUUUCCUCUCAUGACUUGCCUCCCCAGUUAGGAGUCCAAGCUCAACAGCCUUGGGCUCUAGAGACUCCCACAGUCCCAGAGGGGCUGAGCUGGACUGAGGCCUACAGCCCUUCCCAUCUCCGGGAUGAAGUUACUAUUCUCCAAUCCCAGCUUCGAUCUCAGACUCAGGUAACUGAGGCACUAAGGCAGGCUGUACAAGGCUUGCUGGAAGAGCGACAACAGCAGAAAUACCAGAUCAGUGCCCUGGAAGCAUCACUAAGGUUGCUGCAGGGGGGUCCAGAGGGGAGGGCUCUUCUUGAGCAACGCCUGGAGGAGCUGAGAAGGGACCUUCAAGGCCUUCGGAGCCAGGUGCAGGAGCAGGCCCAAGUCCAAGCCCAAAUGCAAACAGGACCAUUAAACUGCAGCACUAACAGUGGCCUUCAUCAGGAGCUGCAGAUAGAGCAGCAAAGGCUGUGGGAGGAGUCAGAGAUUCUGCAGGAGGAACUGGAGUUGCUGCGGGACCAGCUGAACCAGCACCAGGAGCUGCUGCUGAAACAGAUGGCUGAGGGGCAGCAGAUUCAGGCCUGCAGCUGGAAGAUCUCCAGAGGAGCACCCUUUCUAACUUGGAGCCCAGCAGCUUUCACCUCUACUCCCAGAGUCUUGAGCAAGAGACUUUCCCUCACAGCCCCAAGAUGCUCCUGAGUGACCUAUAAGGACUUAUGAAGAGUAGUUGGAUGAAGGCUUCAUUGCCCACGCUCCCCUCCAAGGCCCUUUUUCUAGGCUACCUGCUCCUCCCCUCUUAAUCUAGCUGUUAUCUGCC